AUGGCCGCCGGCGGAGAGCCCUCCCCCUCCCCCGUGUCCCCCGCAUCCCCCACCAAGCACUCUCGCUCGCCCGACGACGCCCAGCCCGACGCAUCCCCGAAGCGCCGCAAGCGCCACCAUCACCGCCGCCACCACCACCACCGUCGGCACCGUCACGCCGAUUCCCCGGUACCCGUGGCAGCUGACGAAGAGGUAGAGGAGGGGGAGAUACUCGACGAUGCCGCCGCCGCCGCCUCUGCCAUGGAGGUCGAUCCUGAGUCCGCCGCCCCACAGGCUUCCCUUGCUCCGGAGCACUUUGGUAAUGGUGCUGAUACAGACACAGACACAUAUGCAACAAAGAUGCAAGCUCCUGCUCCGCCUACCCUUCCAUCCUCAAAAGAUGGAAGGAGGUCAUUAAACGGUGCCCCUGAGUCUGAAAGCGGAGGUAUCCUUUCAAGUGAUGCUGAGGAUAACAAAGGGCAUGAACGAAGGCAAAGCCAAAGCCGUUCGAAAUCUCCAAAGCCCAGAAGGGAGAAGGAAAGGAGGCACAAAGAUGACCGUCACUCUUCAUCUUCAAAAGAUUAUCAUUCCAAAAAUCACUCUAGAACAUCUCCUUACUCAAGGCAUCAAAGUGAAGCUCAUUCAAGAGAUCAGCACUUGAGAUCUAGAGAGAGAGGUGAUGACACUAAUGGUUCUCGUGCAAGUCUUAGGGAUGGUUCUGAUCGUGAGAGCAAUGAUCGGAAUGGGAAGUCUGGCAGACAUAUGGCUAGGAUCCAGGAGAGUGAAAGAGAAAGGAGCAGCAGCCGUGGUAUUCAUGAUAGACAUGGUGAUAGGCAUAGUGACAGACGUGGCAGCCAGGAAAGGUAUAGAGACGAUAGGAUAGAUAGAGACAAAAUUGAUUCACUAGAAGCUACUCGUAGACACAGAGAAAGAAGCAGGAGUCAUAGUAGAUCGGAUCUAAGGGAAAGUACGCGUCUUCGUGAUCAAAGCCGGGAGAGGGAAAGACGGAGUGGUAGUUCAAGGCAUAGGGAUCAUGACAGCAAGAGGGAUACAAGUAAAGAUCGGCAUAGAGAAUCUGACAGGGUUAGCAGUGCACAUGAAAGGGUGAGAGGGAGAGAUGCUAGGGACAGGGAAUGGCACAGGGUCAAGGGAAGUGAAACUCAUAGAGCCAAGGAAGGACGGGACAAAGUUAGCGAUAGUGAUAGGCACAGGGAUUCAACACGCUCAAAAUAUAGUGUGUCUGAUGGUUACAAAGAGAGGACAAGAUCUGGGGAGAAAGGUAGAGAUGUUGACCAUGUCCAUAAAAACCGAAAGUUUGAAGAAAUGAAGGAAAAUUCUCUCAAGGAGGAAGAUGAAGAGGAGUACCAAGAGAAAAUAGAACAGCAGUUAGCAAUGCAGGAGGAAGACGACCCUGAAAAAAUUAAAGAGGAAGCAAGGAGGAGGAAAGAAGCUAUCAUGGCGAAGUACAGGCAGCAGCAAUCGCAGAAGCAGGAUAUGGAAUCUAAACCAAGUAGCAGUGAUGAAGAAGUAAGAGCAAUGGAUGGAAAUGAAACUACACAUCAGAAAGAUGAUAACGAUAGCAGCUCUAUGGGCAAUGACGAAUCUGAAAAUAAGCAUGAUUCUUCAGAGGUAUUUGAUGGCAAAACAGACUUUACUGUGGGAAAGUCUCCUGCUCACAAUGAUGCUUCAACUAGUGUGGGAGCAUUCACUGAUGAGAGGACAAUAGGUGUUUCAGGUCUUGGAGAGGGUUCUCCCAAGAGUGAGAGAUCAGCAGACAUGUUUUGUGAUGACAUUUUUGGAGAAUCACCUGCGGGAAUUAGAAAAUCGGGCAAGGAUGAUGGUUUGCAUAUUGAGAGAAAUGCUCUUCAUGACAACUGGGAUGAUGCAGAUGGGUACUACACUUACCGGUUUGGAGAAUUGCUGGAUGGCCGUUAUGAAAUCAUAGCAGCACAUGGGAAGGGUGUGUUCUCAACAGUUGUGCGGGCAAAAGAUCUUAAAGCGAGUAAAGAUGAUCCUGAAGAAGUUGCUAUCAAAAUUAUUCGCAACAAUGAGACAAUGUACAAGGCUGGUAAGCAAGAGGUUUCAAUAUUGGAAAAACUUGCAAGUGCGGACCGUGAGGACAAACGCCACUGCGUGCGGUUUAUUUCUAGUUUCAUGUACCGGAACCAUCUUUGCUUAGUUUUUGAAUCUCUCAAUAUGAAUCUUCGUGAGGUUUUAAAGAAAUUUGGUCGUAAUAUUGGGCUUAAACUGACUGCGGUGAGGGCAUAUUCAAAGCAGCUUUUCAUCGCCCUGAAGCACCUGAAGAACUGCAAAGUUUUGCACUGCGAUAUAAAACCAGAUAAUAUGCUGGUGAAUGAGGCUAAGAAUGUGCUCAAGCUAUGUGAUUUUGGCAAUGCUAUGCUUGCUGGUAUGAAUGAAGUUACUCCUUAUCUUGUCAGCCGUUUCUAUCGGGCACCUGAGAUCAUUCUUGGGUUAGCCUAUGACCACCCUUUAGACAUGUGGUCAGUUGGCUGCUGUCUAUAUGAGCUUUAUACCGGGAAAGUCUUAUUUCCUGGUCCAUCAAAUAAUGCCAUGCUUCGGCUUCAUAUGGAAUUGAAGGGUCCAUUCCCUAAGAAGAUGCUUCGCAAGGGUGCCUUUACGAUGCAACACUUCGAUCAAGAUCUCAAUUUUCAUGCUACCGAGGAGGAUCCUGUGACAAAAACGGCUGUGAGAAGGUUAAUUUUGAACAUUAAACCAAAGGAUGUUAAGGAUGUUGGUUCUUUGAUUUCGAACUCUCCCGGCGAGGAUCCAAAAAUGCUAUCCAGUUUUAAAGAUCUUCUUGAUAAAAUAUUUAUCUUAGAUCCAGAAAAGAGGAUAACUGUAUCACAAGCACUUAGCCAUCCAUUUAUUACUGGCAAGUGA
Molecule: messenger RNA, 2880 nt
Organism: Miscanthus lutarioriparius
Lineage: Eukaryota; Viridiplantae; Streptophyta; Magnoliopsida; Poales; Poaceae
Source: the annotation of a GenBank genome assembly